CUUCUCGACCUCGCCAUGUCAUUGCUCAUCACAGGCCAAAGUUAGAAUCGAGAAUUUGUUGGUUAAACUAGCUAGGUUGAGAAAUUUUUAGUUGAGAUGGAGGGGAGGAGCAGUGCAAAGUUGGUAGCGGCGGCGGCGGCCGUGGCGGUGGCGAUGCUGGUGCUGGUGCCGGAGGCGACGCGCGCCGAGCGGUUCAUCGUCGGCGACGCGGCGCGGUGGACGUGGGGGUACAACUACACCGACUGGGUCAUCAAGAAGGGCCCCUUCUUCCAAAACGACUCCCUUGUGUUCAUGUACGACCCGCCGAACGCGACGGUGCACGCGCACAGCGUGUACAUGAUGAGGAGCGCGGCGGACUACCAGUCGUGCAACCUGAAGGCGGCGAGGCUGGUGGCGAACGUGAUGCAGGGCGCCGGGCAGGGCUACGAGUUCGUGCUCAAGAAGCGCAAGCCGCACUACUUCGUCUGCGGCGAGCGCGGCGGCAUCCACUGCACCAUGGGCCAGAUGAAGUUCAUCGUCAAGCCCAAGAGCUCCGCCUGCCGCGACGACUGACCGCCUCCGCCGCCGCGCGCCGGCCGCGGACCAGCCAGCCAGCCACGGUGGUCAUCGCCGCCGGCCAGCCGGGCCAUAGCUUCGAUCUUCUUCUGCAUGCCACCUUCACGGUUGAAUUAUUAUUGUAAGUUAUUAUUAUCAAUAUAUAUAUUUAUACAUCUAAUUGUGUUGCGUGUGGUGAGGUGUAGUCUUGUAAUGUGUGACUGUCGGGUGAUAUUUAUGCGUGACUGAGUCAUUUGGUUGAAAUAAACGAGGGAAUAUUAAUGUGCGCGCAUGUCGUGGAGUGCGUUGAUUUUAUAUGACGAACCUGUGUUUG
Oryza brachyantha (malo sina) is the source of this 868-nucleotide messenger RNA. RefSeq names its product blue copper protein 1b-like. The transcript has 2 exons. The record is from RefSeq and is a predicted model, not a curated record. Bases 97 to 552 code for a protein of 151 amino acids. NCBI's taxonomy places the organism in Eukaryota, Viridiplantae, Streptophyta, Magnoliopsida, Poales, Poaceae. Gene Ontology annotation, molecular function: electron transfer activity.